This is a messenger RNA of Fraxinus pennsylvanica, 729 nucleotides long. Lineage: Eukaryota; Viridiplantae; Streptophyta; Magnoliopsida; Lamiales; Oleaceae. The record is from the annotation of a GenBank genome assembly.
AUGGAGGAGAGUUAUUUGGGAAACUACAUUGUCGUUUUUGACCCUCUUGAUGGAUUAUCCAACAUUGAUGAUGCUGUAUCCACUGGCUCUAUUUUCGGAAUUUACAGCCCAAAUGAUGAGUGCCUAGCAGACGUUGACGAUGUUGCCACGCUUGGCAAUGUGGAACAGAGGUGUGUUGUGAAUGUAUGUCAACCUGGAAAUAAUCUUCUUGCAGCAGGCUAUUGCAUGUACUUGAGCUCUGUGAUUUUCGUGAUCACCUUUGGAAAAGGUGUAUUUGCAUUCACGUUGGACCCCAUCUUUGAGGAAUUUGUGCUUACUCAAGAAAAAAUUCGGAUACCAAAGGCUGGAAAGAUUUAUUCUUUUAAUGAAGGCAAUUACCAGUUGUGGGAUGAUAAAUUGAAGAAGUACAUUGAUGAUCUUAAGGAUCCAGGCCCGAGUGGUAAACCUUACUCUGCUCGAUACAUUGGUAGUUUGGUUGGCGAUUUUCAUAGGACUUUGUUAUAUGGUGGGAUUUAUGGGUAUCCUAGUGACAAAGAGAGCAAAAAUGGGAAGCUGAGGCUCUUGUACGAAUAUGCACCAAUGAGCUUCAUUGUUGAACAAGCUGGCGGUAAAGGAUCGGAUGGGCAUAACAGAGUCCUUGAUAUUCAACAAACUGAGAUACAUCAGCGAGUGCCCUUGUACAUUGGAAGUACUGAAGAGGUGGAGAAAUUGGAGAAAUAUUUGGCUUAA